Messenger RNA from Acanthosepion pharaonis, 1059 nucleotides. NCBI's taxonomy places the organism in Eukaryota, Metazoa, Mollusca, Cephalopoda, Sepiida, Sepiidae. The record is from the annotation of a GenBank genome assembly.
AUGGUUACGGGGAUGGGUGCUGGGCUGCCGUGUCGGCCCAAGCAGGGCAGGACCAAACCCCACCCAUGCACCACCCUCUUUCCAUCGCCAAUCACCCCACGGGCAGCCUUGCCACCGACCUCAGCCAGUGAAUCUGCCUUUCUAACACCACCCUCACCAAACCCGGGCUGGAAUCCUAACCGAACACCGCCCAUUCCCUCUACCCCACGAUAUCCACUGUUAUCUUUCAAAACUAAUGUCUCAACCGCGUUUUUCUUCUCUUUCUCCUUCUUUGUUUCUUUUCUUUCAUCUUUCUCUACGCUCUCUAACUCACUCUCCCACUCUCUCUAUCUUUCUCUCUGUUUAUAUAGUUAUGUACAGAUGCGUUUCAUCCUCCAAACUCUCACACAUUUUAUUCUCUUUCUUUUAAAUGUAUUAACAUCUAUCUAUCUAUCUAUCUAUCUAUCUAUCUAUCUAUCUAUACGUUUCUUUCAUUAUCUAUCUAUCUAUCUACUCCAGUCUUUUUCUUUCUAUCUAUCUAUCUACCUAUCUAUCUAUCUUAAUGUUCAUAUCUCUCUCUCUCUCUCUCUCUCUCUCUCUCUCUCAAUGUACACAUCUCUCUAUCUUAAUCUUCAGAUCUAUCUAUUCAUCUAUCUAUCUAUCUUAUUCAUUAUCUAUCUAUCUAUCUAUCUAUCUAUCUAUCUAUCUAUCUAUCUACUCCAGUCUUUUUAUAUCUAUCUAUCUAUCUAUCUAUCUAUCUAUCUAUCUAUCUAUCUAUCUAUCAUUUACCACUGUUCAGUAUCUGUGUCUCUCUCUCUCUCUCUCUAUCUAUCUAUCUAUCUAUCUAUCUAUCUAUCUUUUACCGCUGUUCAUUAUCGAUAUAUCUAUCUAUUAUUCACCACUAGAACAUAUGCUUUCCUCGAACUCAAACUGAUGAUGCCAAAGCUUUCUCCGACGAAACCUACCUAUCUAUCUAUCUAUCUAUCUAUCUAUCUAUCUAUCUCAGGGUAUUCUUUACCUAUCUAUCUAUCUAUCUAUCUAUCUAUCUAUCUAUCUAUCUAUCUAUCUAUCUAUUCAUAA